Molecule: messenger RNA, 3492 nt
Organism: Nilaparvata lugens (brown planthopper)
Lineage: Eukaryota; Metazoa; Arthropoda; Insecta; Hemiptera; Delphacidae
Exons: 10
Coding region: 184-2964 (926 amino acids)
Source: RefSeq, a predicted model, not a curated record
CAGCGGUCGAAACGUCAAAUAUUGUCUGCGUUUUUGUUGUUAUUAGUAAAGUGCACAGUGUAAAACGUUCACGGAUCGUUAUUUACCGUAAGGCUCGUGUGACUGGUCCCUACCGACUCAACAAUCAAUUUUUGGCACCAAAUUGCUGGAGUUAUUUGUUAGCUGUGCUAUUGAUUUUCAAAGAUGAGAGCCGCACUUCUGUGGCUGCUCUGGGCGACGGUUUGCUGUUCCUCCUCUCUCUCAUCUCCUCCUCCUUCCUCCUCCUCCUCAUCCACCUCUUCUUCCUCCUCCUCCUCAAAACCACAAGUAACAAGAACAGCCCUACAUGUGGCCAGAAGUCUAGAUCCGGCAGCUAUGGAAACGCUAACAGUGAAAACGCGAACAGGAGACGUGGCAACACUGCUUGUCAAAAAGCGGGAAGGGAGACACGGCCAGCAAUCAGCUGAUUUGGGGCUGAAAUCAGCUGAUUCAGCUGGAGGCAGCAGGGAGAACACGGUGUAUGAGAAGAUCAGUGUAGGGGCUCCUUAUCAGGCAGAUUUGAAGAGCGGUGAAACAAGGUUGCAGAGUUCGUCUGAACAAAAGAACACCGAUCACAACUCCACCCGCUCCUCGAAAUCGUCACCGCUAGUCCCGGACCCGGUCUAUGUGAGGUCAACCCCGAUGCUAGUCAAGGGCAAAUCGCAGUACGGCCACCUGUUCUCGGCCAAGCGCGGACGCAGUCUGGUGAAGAUCGACGCAGACGGCAUUCCCGUCGUGACAGGCGUCCGUGUGCCGGACGACGAGUCGGACAAGCAAGUGUGGCGUAAUGCGCGUGUCAUCAACGGUGUGCUGAUGCCCUACGACAAGAACCAACCCAAGCACACUUUCAGUCUGCCAGCCACCACACCCUAUCCUGAGAAAAAGAAGGUUCACCCAGGUCAACAAUCGCAAGCAUCCUGGGUCAAAAUGGAACCCAUUACCAAACCUGCUCCCACCCUGCUCAAACCUAUCAUCAAGGAACCCCUACCUGCAGCCAUCAAAGUGCACCCAAGUGCAUCCAACAAAGUGCAUCCAGGUGCAACGAGUUGGCAGCAGAGUGCAUCGGAUUCACCAAGUGCAUCGAGUUGGCAGCAAAGUGCAUCAGAUUCUCCAAUGACGGUGGUGCAAGCUCCCAGUCAAGAGUGGCAGGCCAAUAAGUAUCCUCAAGAUGUGGUCAAGGUCAUUGACGACUCUCAGCCCAAUCUGCCUGAAGAAGACCAGUACCUCAGGGAUAGGAUACUCGACUACAUCAAGAGUGUUAACAAGCAGGAGGUGAAAAGAGUGCCAGUCCUGGCUCCCUUCAGGGACUCGAGAGGACUGACUCACAGUGACGUAACACAUUUUUCAACCAGUGACGUCAUCGUGCCACCUGUAGAAGGCGAGGCACGCAUGCUGCAUGCGUCAAGCGAUGCCUUACCACUUGAGGCAAGGAUGCUGCAUGCGUCACCAAGCGACGCUCUACCAAUGGAAGCUCGCAAUGCUGAGGCACUACCGAUGGAGGCACGAAUGCUGCAUGCGUCAAGUGAGGCACUGCCCAUGGAGGCAAGGAUGUUGCAAGUGCCUGGAGCCAGUGUGUACCCCACUUCCAUCAUGUACUCUCCGGCCUCCUCGUCUGUGAUUGGUCCGGAUGGAGCGACGCGUGUGACGUCAGUUGAGGAAGGUGUAAGGACGCCUGUGUUGCAGUAUGCUCAUCCGGAGUUGGGGGUUCAGCCUGCUGUUCCUGAGGCUGAGUCAAGGGUGCGAGUGGCAGUUGACGAGCAAUUCGACGACCACCCAGCAGGAGGCAGAGACCAGGCGUUGGCUUACUUUUCCCACGACAUCCACGCUGACCGAUCGCCCUUUGCCUUCGAACCCGGUCUGGAGGACGAGGCUAGGGUCCCCCCUGUAGCUCCCACCCCCCUCGUUGAACGCCAACACUCGCAAAGGUCUCACAGCCCUCCAGCCCCCCGGCCGAAGAAGAUCGACCCCCCUCACGCCCUCAUCAACAGUCACCAGUUCUACAUCACAGAGCGCCCCAGCGGCAACCUCAAGUACUACAGCAAAUACCCCGAGGCACUAGUGUACAGCGGCAGCGUCGUUGACAACCGAGACCGUCCCUUCUGGGAGAGGAUUGGCGACACCAUCAGAGAGCAUGUGCAGACUGGAGUUGACAAGAUGACCGAGAUGACCCGGCCUGUCAUGGAGCCCCUAGUUGAGGCUACACAGAAGAUCUCGCACAAUCUUGGAUUAGGUACAGAUCGCGAAAUGCACUCAUUCAAGGAUAAAUUGGGGGUUGUGGGAACACCAUCUGUCUUCCUGCCUGCUCUUGGAUUGGUGGCCGGGGGAGCUGCUCUAGGACUUGGCGCUGUUGCGGUUGGAAGGUAUUUAGAUGUGGACAUGUUGAAAAGGAGCGGAGCCGGGGACGCGGAGAUCGAACGACUCCAGCUGGAACACAAGAGGGCGCUGGAGGCGCUCGACAGAGGUCACACAGAUGUCAGCGGCCGAGGUCACGGUGACCUUGGACAGCUGACUCAUGCGCAGAAACCCACUAUGCUGUAUCCCUCCGCAUCACCUGCAACUCAGCCGUAUUCCUCCGCGUCACCUGCAACAAGUGACGCAGCAAAAACGUUGCAGCGCAGACGAAGGAGAGAUGUCCUGCAACAUGUUGACCAACAUGUGGAUGACACAGAAAGCAACCUGCUGAGGGCGGGUCUGGGAGACGCUAGUCUGUGGUCUGACACACCAUGUGCCAAGCGCACAUUCUGUCAGGUCAUGCUGUCACAGCCUGGUGAUGAUGUGUUCCUCAUGGAGAAGAAGAUGGGUGCUUUCCUGGCUAUGCUACCUCAAAGCUCACGAGGCGUGUUGGGAGUCCACCUCGAUGACGUCAUGAGUGCAGUGAGAAGCAGAGACUGUUCCGUGUUCCUUUGCAAUCAAUUCGAUGUGAAACACAUUCCGAUUCCGAGAUAAAACAGACAGUAAAAAUGAACUGAUAUUAAAUGAGAGUGAGAGAGAGAGCGAGCAGUGCUGCAGCUCGUAAGGUUUAAUAAAUUUGGGUUCAAAACAUCCAGGAAUCAAUGGAAAUCUGUAAACUUAGAUUUUCAAAAUAACUGUGUCCUUUAACUACGGUACUGCAUUAACCAGAGUUUUUCAAAUUGGGUGAAAUCCAAGCUUUGAUGUCUAAGUGUUUGAUUCAAAAAAUCUCGUAGUGUUUCUCUGGAAUUGCAGAAUAGUGAAGUGUAUAACAAUUAUUUCAACAUCGAACAAUUUCUGGAAAAAUAUAGUUCCAAGUAGAUUGAGAUCCACUACAAAAUAUCCUCUUAGAAUAUGAACAUUGAAUUUAAGUUUGUUUGUGAAAUGUAAGAAAACCUAAUAAUGAAAUGAAUUAAGUUUGUAGCGUGAAUGUUGAUGUUGAGGAACUUUUCCAUAAUUGAAUAGACUUAAAACGUUGUCAAAAAUCCUCUUUAAUUAAAUAAAAAUUUAUAUUUCACAGGAGUC